AUGGCUCGCAAGAAGAUCAGAGAGUAUGAUUCCAAGAGAUUGUUGAAGGAGCACUUUAAGAGACUAUCUGGCAAAGACUUACCUAUCAAGUCUGCACAAGUUACGGAGUCCACUGAUUUCACUCAGCUGCAAGACAAGGAACCUUGGCUUUCUUCUUCCAAAUUGGUCGUGAAGCCGGAUAUGUUAUUUGGGAAGCGUGGUAAAAGUGGUUUGGUUGCGUUGAAUUUGGACUUGGCACAAGUUGCUUCAUUUGUGAAAGAGCGUCUUGGUAAAGAGGUUGAAAUGGGUGGAUGCAAGGGACCGAUAACAACUUUCAUUGUUGAACCUUUCAUCCCGCAUAAUGAAGAGUUUUACCUUAACAUUGUCUCUGACAGACUUGGGAACAGCAUAAGCUUUUCAGAAUGCGGAGGAAUCGAUAUUGAAGAGAAUUGGGAUAAGGUUAAGACAGUUUUUGUUCCAACGGGAGUGUCUCUUACAUCAAAAGUUGUUGCUCCACUUGUUGCAACCCUUCCCUUGGAGAUCAAAGGGGAAAUCGAGGAAUUUCUCAAAGUGGUUUUCAGUUUGUUUCAAGACUUGGAUUUCACUUUCUUAGAGAUGAAUCCUUUCACAUUGGUUGAUGGAAAGCCUUAUCCUUUGGAUAUGAGAGGCGAGCUUGAUGAUACUGCCGCUUUCAAGAACUUCAAGAAACGUUGUCGUAAUGGUUGUAGGUGGGGUAACAUUGAAUUUCCACUUCCAUUCGGAAGGGUUAUGAGUGCCACCGAGUCUUUCAUUCAUGGAUUAGAUGAAAAGACCAGCGCAUCUCUAAAAUUCACAGUGUUGAACCCAAAAGGCCGAAUUUGGACAAUGGUUGCUGGUGGAGGUGCUAGUGUCAUCUACGCUGACACAGUAGGAGAUCUCGGCUUUGCAUCCGAGCUUGGAAACUAUGCCGAAUACAGCGGUGCACCCAAUGAAGAGGAGGUUUUGCAAUACGCCCGAGUUGUGAUUGAUUGUGCAACUGCAGAUCCCGAUGGCCGAAAAAGGGCUCUCGUUAUAGGGGGAGGCAUAGCUAACUUCACCGACGUUGCUGCUACUUUUAGUGGCAUCAUUCGGGCACUAAGGGAGAAGGAAUCAAAGUUAAAGGCAGCAAGAAUGCACAUUUACGUGAGGAGAGGAGGUCCAAACUACCAAAAGGGUCUAGCAAAAAUGCGAGAACUCGGAGAGGAAAUUGGAAUCCCUCUCGAGGUGUAUGGACCGGAAGCAACGAUGACCGGUAUAUGCAAAGAGGCGAUACAAUGCAUCACUGCUUCCGCUUAA
This is a messenger RNA of Lathyrus sativus (Indian pea), 1293 nucleotides long. Lineage: Eukaryota; Viridiplantae; Streptophyta; Magnoliopsida; Fabales; Fabaceae. The record is from the annotation of a GenBank genome assembly.